AUGAAUCUGCGUUUUCAUGUUGCCGAAGCAUCGAACUUUGUCGCAUUGGCUAUACCAUUGCUAUCGUGCAUUUCGCUUCUAUGCACGCUUUUCACAGCAUAUCAAACAUGGCGAUACCGUCAAUCCGUGGACAAUGCUGAAAAUCAAGUGAUGGGCUUGUUGGACGAGGCACUGCAAAAUAUGCUACCAGUUGGAGUUUGCAAACGAAUUUGUCAGCCAAACCUCAGCAUACCACUAGACAAUAAUGAUUCAAAAGUGAUGCUAAAGAAGCAGAGUGCUCCCAAGCAGCUUGAGUAUCCGGAAGAUGUUUCUGUUCCAAUUGCCGACGAAGACGAAGUUUACGACACUUUUGGACUUAGGAAGAGCGAGGCAAACCUUGAAUCAACUUGCCAACAGAUAAUCGCACUUGCUUUGAGAAGUAGAGAAAAGACACAACAUACAAUAGCCAAAGGACCGAUGAACAUCGCACCAACAACGAAAACUGAGAGAACUGCAUCACUCAUGUCCAGGACGCAGUCUCAGCGGGAUUCAGAGCGAAAAACAGAUUCAAAACGAUCCGAAAGCAGUGGAAAAAGGAAACAUACGUCUACUACGCCAAAGUCGGAGCAGGAUACUAGAGAAAAUUCACAUAGAAUGCUGAAAGAGCUUUCAAUGAAGUACACUGAAAAAACAUGCGUGGAAGAAUGA
Messenger RNA from Cylicocyclus nassatus, 687 nucleotides. The record is from the annotation of a GenBank genome assembly. NCBI's taxonomy places the organism in Eukaryota, Metazoa, Nematoda, Chromadorea, Rhabditida, Strongylidae.